AUGUCGCACUUUUUCGCCGCAAUCGAAGACCUCGUCAAGAGUGUCGCCAACCUCUUUGCAGGCAUUUUCAACACCAUCGCCAAUGUAAUCGGGGGAUUCUUGACCAUGAUCGUCAACUUCUUCUCGUCCUUUGUCAACCUCAUCACCGGCACCGUCGAGGGUCUCGCCCAAAUGGUUGGCGGACUGGGCAAGUUCAUCGCAGGAAACAUCGUCCUCAUUGGUAUUGUCGGCGUCGCGGUCGUCGGAUACCAGCGCUUCGUCGUACAGGGCAACCAGCCCAAGCCCAUCACUCAGGCCAAGAAGACGACUUGAAGGACUAUGGACGACAAAGGUCGCUGGAAGCAAGCUAUAUGCGUUUGUCGAUGGCUUCCAACAUCGCAAACCACACCCCCAGGGUAUUCACAUUGCCCUGGGAGAUGAUUCUUCAUCCCGGGUUUGGGCUUAAUUUGACUUUCCUUUUUGUAUCUUCUGGCUUAAUAACCACUUUUACUUUCUCA
Messenger RNA from Pyricularia grisea, 497 nucleotides. RefSeq lists its product as uncharacterized. Lineage: Eukaryota; Fungi; Ascomycota; Sordariomycetes; Magnaporthales; Pyriculariaceae. Bases 1 to 312 code for a protein of 103 amino acids. The record is from RefSeq and is a predicted model, not a curated record. The transcript has 2 exons.